CGCUGCUGUAGCGGGGCUGCUGGGCUCUCACAACUACUACCACCAUUUCAGUCCAAAAUGGGCGGCGGCAGCGGUGGCGGCAGGAGGAGCCGUGUGGGCGCGGGUGCGGCCGAGACAGGAGUCGGCGGCCCCCUGCUUCCGGAGACGCAGUCCUUGCACGCACGCCUGGUUGGAUCCAUCUGAUGGCGCCUAGCUGGACGGUGGUUGGCAGAUGAGAGUAGACGCGAGGGAAACGCGCCGCUGGCUGACAGGCUUCCAAUUUCAUGCGCUCCAUAGGAGCGUGCGUGCGCUGUCUCUCACUCACGCUGCUCCGUCCCUGAUGAGAUGAGAUUGAGAUCACGCAAGGCAAGAGGGAGGAAGCGAUCGAGACGGCGACGAUGACGCGCCGCACGCUAUCCGAUCCCUACACUUCCUUCCUUUGACUCCUCGUUGCUGAGCUGCCUACUAUAUUUAAACAAAGAUGAAGAAUCGGGAUCAUCCAUCCACGAUCCGAAUUCCUCCUCAUUGACUGCCGCAGCCAGCGGCGAUCUGGUCGUCAUCAGUCCGUGCCGUGCGUGUCGCAGCGGCAUGUCUCCCCCUCCCACUGGCGGCUCCAAUGGCCGCCACCAGCGGCAGCAGGAGGCGGUUUCGUCCAUGGAAUCCGGCGGCGACGUGUCAGGGGCGGCGACGAAGCGCUUCACCUGGAAGGGCCCGGUAAUCGUCCUAGUCUUCGAGCUGCUGGAGAGCAUCGCCUUCUCGGGCGUGGCGCUCAACCUGGUGGUGUACCUGGCCACGGUGCUGCACGGCAGCACCGCCUUCAACGCCGCCCACGUCGACACCUGGAACGGCACCACCUUCGUCGUCCCCGUCAUCGGCGCUUUCCUCGCCGACAGCUACUGGGGCAAGUACAGGACCAUCCUCGCCUCCAUCGUCUUCUACCUCGUGGGCCUGGUGCUCCUCACCGUGUCCGCCGCGAUCCCGUCGCUGCGGCCCGCCACGGCGUGCCAGGUGGGGCAGCCGUGCGCGCCGGCGACCAAGACGCAGUUCUCCGUCUUCUUCGCCGCGCUCUACCUCACCUCCGUCGGCACGGGAGGGGUCAAGUCCGCGCUGCUCCCCUUCGGGGCCGAGCAGUACGACGACGACGCCCAACGGCCGGAGCGGAAGCAGGCCUUCUUCAGCUGGUUCUUCGCCGCUAUCAACCUGGGCAUCUUCGUCGCCGGCACGCUCGUGUCGUGGCUGGAGCAGAACGUGUCGUGGGCGCUCGGCUUCGGCAUCGGCACGGGCUGCUUCUUCGUGGCCGCGCUCGCCUUCGUGGCGGGCACGCCCUGCUACAGGGUGCAGAUGCCCACGGGCAGCCCGCUCAAGGACAUCAUCAGGGUGCUCGUCGCCGCCGUCAGGAAGCGCAACGUCAGGAUGGAACGCGACGACGGCGCUGCGGUGCUGCUGCACGAAGACGACGACGACGGCAACGGCGAGCAGCAUCGGCUGUCGCGCACAAAGGGCCUGCGGUGCCUUGACAAGGCUGCCGCGAUCGUCGUCAAGGCGGAGCAGGAGGGCGAAUGGUCCCUGUGCACGGUGAGCGAGGUGGAGGGCGUCAAGAUCCUGGUGCGGAUGCUGCCGAUCUGGGUGACGUGCGUGCUGUACGCGGCGUCGCUGGGGCAGAUGACCACCACCUUCAUCCAGCAGGGGAUGGCCAUGGACACGCGGCUGGGCGGGCGGUUCAAGGUGCCCGUGGCGUCGCUGGUGUCGGUGGAGGUGGUGUUCAUGCUCCUGUGGGUGGUGCUGCACGAUGCCGCCAUCAUCCCGGCGGCGCGGCGGCUGACGGGGCGACCCGGCGGCCUGACGCAGCUGCAGCGCAUGGGCGUGGGGCGGUUCCUGGUGGUGCUGGCACUGGGCACGGCCGCGCUCGUCGAGAGGCGCCGGCUCCGCGGCAUCCACGGCGGGAGCGGGACGAUGAGCAUCGCGUGGCAGGUGCCGCAGUUCGUGCUGGUGGCGGGCUCCGACGUCUUCUGCGGGAUCGCGCAGCUGGAGUUCUUCUACGGGGAGGCCCCCGCCGCGAUGCGCAGCAUCUGCUCGGCCUUCUCCUUCCUGGCGCUGUCGCUGGGGUUCUACGUCAACUCGCUGGUGGUGACGCUGGUGGCGGCCGUGACCAAGCGCCCCGGGUGGCUGGCGCCGGACCUCAACGCCGGCCACCUCGACUACUACUUCUGGCUCUGGACCAUCAUCAGUGUCGCCAACCUGCUGCUCUACAUGGUGCUUGCCGCCCGGUACACGCCCAAGCAGGUCGCCGCCGCCGUCGAGCCGAUGCGUUCCAGCAGCAGCGACGAAUGAUUAAUUAAUUGGGCACAUCGAUCGACUGCAACUUGAUCCGCUUACUAUACAGUGAACGAGACUGUGAGUGAAUGAUAUGGUCGAGUAGGAUACACUACACUAUACACCUACACUAGCAGAGACAUGGAUGCUCCCCCAGUUAACAUUUUUUUCAGAUCGACCUGUUAUUAGAUUGUGUUUAGUUCAGCUAGCUUCUGUAAAGUGCUUUUAUCGUUAAAAAUAGAAUCUCAAUUAAAUGGAUAAAAUCAGAAGGUGCUUCUUCAGAAACCGCUAA
Sorghum bicolor (sorghum) is the source of this 2584-nucleotide messenger RNA. Its product is annotated as protein NRT1/ PTR FAMILY 8.3. Bases 568 to 2310 code for a protein of 580 amino acids. Gene Ontology annotation, cellular component: membrane. The transcript is spliced from 5 exons. Gene Ontology annotation, molecular function: transmembrane transporter activity. Gene Ontology annotation, biological process: transmembrane transport. Lineage: Eukaryota; Viridiplantae; Streptophyta; Magnoliopsida; Poales; Poaceae. The record is from RefSeq and is a predicted model, not a curated record.